GCGUACGUGUUACGCACGACGUCGGGUGCUGUGGAAACGGCAAUGGCGGCGGACUGCACGAAAGUGGCCGCGGGCGUGUGGACGGCGCGCUCGGCGCGGGACGGCCUGGACAAAAGCAUCACCCUGCCGCCCGACGAGAUAUUCCGCAACCUGGAGAACGCCAAGAGUUUCGCCAUCGACAUAGGUGGCUCUUUGACAAAGCUGGCCUACUACUCAACGGUGCAGCACAAGGUCGCCAAAGUGCGAUCAUUCGAUCAUUAUGGCAGAGGUCAUGAUGACGAGCCAUUGUAUGAGAUCUCAGUUCAGGAAGAGAUCACUGCCAGACUUCAUUUUGUUAAAUUUGAAAAUGCUUACAUAGAAACGUGUUUGGACUUCAUCAAAGCCCAUCUGGUCAACACCGAGACCAAAGUAAUUAAAGCUACGGGAGGUGGUGCUCACAAGUUCAAGAACCUGAUUGAGAAGAAACUAGGACUGAAAGUGGAUAAGGAAGAUGAAAUGACUUGCUUAAUCAAAGGUUGCAACUUUGUUCUGCGAAAUAUUCCACAUGAGGCUUUUGUGUACGUGAAGCAUGCAGAGCCUGAAUUCCGAUUUCAGACAACACACCCAGACAUCUUUCCCUACCUGCUGGUCAACAUUGGGUCAGGGGUAUCUAUAGUCCGGGUGGAAUCUGAAGACCAAUUUGAGCGAAUAGGAGGAAGCUCAAUAGGAGGUGGUACAUUUUGGGGACUCGGAGCUUUGCUGACACAAACAAAGCGUUUUGAUGAAUUGUUACAACUUGCAUCAAGAGGGCAGCAUACUAAUGUAGACAUGUUAGUUCGUGACAUUUACGGAGGGGCAUAUGAAUCCUUUGGCUUGACUGGGGACCUUAUUGCUAGUAGCUUUGGAAAAUCUGCAACUACAGAUAAAGAAUUCACUAAAGAGGACAUGGCCAAAAGUUUACUUCACAUGAUCAGCAAUGACAUCGGCCAACUGGCUUGCCUGUAUGCCAAACUGCAUAACCUUAGCAGAGUUUACUUUGGUGGUUUUUUUAUCCGAGGACAUCCUGUUACCAUGCACACAAUUACCUACAGUAUCAACUACUUCACAAAGGGUGAAGUCCAGGCACUCUUUCUGAGACAUGAAGGAUAUCUUGGUGCCAUCGGCGCCUUCCUGAAGGGAGCAGAAGAGGACAGUAAGCACUUAUUUCAAUAUCCUAAUCAGUAUAGUUGGGGGGAGAACUAUGCUGGCAGUUCAGGUUUAAUGAGCAGUUCUCCUGAAGUACAUCCAAUGCAGCGGACACGGAGUGGAACGUUUGACAUGUUGGAGAUGGAUCGUCUGGAUCGGCAGCUGGUGAAUCUUCCCCUCCUACACGAUGCAUCAUCGUACGUCCCAGAUACCGUUGACCUCACUGAAGAUGCCAUGGCAAGGGAAUAUUGGCUGAGCUGCUUCGAAGAUGCUUUAGAUGGUGUAGUAAAGCGGGCAGUCGUCAGUCAGCCACAGUCACUGGAUGCCCCAGAGCGAGCAGAGAAAUUUCGCCAGAAAUAUAGGCACAAACUUCAGACAUUGAGGCAUCAACCAUUUGCAUAUGGAUCCCUAACAGUCAGAAGCUUGCUGGACACGCGGGAGCACUGUCUGAAUGAAUUCAACUUUCCAGAUCCUUACUCAAAAGUGAAGCAAAGGGAAAAUGACGUUGCAUUGAAACACUUUCAGAAGGUGGUGGAGAACUUGGACUCCCUGAGCAUGGAGGAGCGCCAGUUUGCAUUAGUGAAAGGUCUCUUAGCAGGAAAUGUCUUUGACUGGGGAGCCAAAGCUGUUUCAGAUGUUCUUGAAACAAAUUCAGCGUUUGGUUUUGAAGAAGCGAUGAAACGACUGCAAGCACGCCCUUGGCUGGUCGAUGCAUAUAAUGACUGGAUCGAGCGACUUAAGGGUCCUCCUCACAAAUGUGCCUUAUUUUUCGUAGAUAAUAGUGGGAUAGACAUAAUUCUUGGAGUUUUCCCAUUUGUCAGGGAGCUGCUGUCCAAAGGCACUGAGGUUAUUUUAGCCAGUAACUCAGGACCAGCAUUAAAUGAUGUUACUUGCUGUGAGUUGACAAUAGUUACGGAGAGGAUUGCAGCAAUGGAUUCAGUCAUCAGGACAGCUUUAGAAAAAGAUAAAUUAUUGCUAGUUCAGAGUGGCUCCAGUUCACCAUGUCUCGAUCUGAGUCGGCUUGACAAAGGAUUGGCGACGGUGGUGUGGGAGAGGAAGACUGACUUAGUGAUCAUUGAAGGCAUGGGCCGAGCUAUUCAUACAAAUUAUUAUGCUGCAUUACGUUGUGAAAGCCUGAAACUCGCUGUCAUCAAGAACGCCUGGUUGGCAGAGCGGCUUGGUGGAAACAUCUUCAGUGUAGUUUUUAAAUAUGAGAUGGCACCAAAGUGAAAAUGUGGACUACUUGCUGAGGAAGGACUUGGCGUUGCACUGACACUGAGAGGGCCGUGGAAUGUAUUGUAAUAUUUUCUGUGAUUAUAUAUUUGCAGAUUGGAAAAAAAGUUAAUAUGGAUCUGCAAAGCUUUUGUGUCAGAAGCAAUAAUAUAUAUUAUAUAUGUACAGCUACCAUAUACUUGUUUUAAGAAAACAUUUAUUGUACAGACACAGUAUUUGUGGAAAUGAAUAUUGUUUUGCUUUUGUUCA
Molecule: messenger RNA, 2646 nt
Organism: Leucoraja erinaceus (little skate)
Lineage: Eukaryota; Metazoa; Chordata; Chondrichthyes; Rajiformes; Rajidae
Gene: pank4
Product: pantothenate kinase 4 (inactive)
Exons: 19
Coding region: 43-2394 (783 amino acids)
Biological process (GO): coenzyme A biosynthetic process
Cellular component (GO): cytosol; nucleus
Molecular function (GO): ATP binding; pantothenate kinase activity
Source: RefSeq, a predicted model, not a curated record